GAAACAAAGCCUCUUACUUUACCAGAAAACACAAAUCACCUCAAUAUGGGCCUUCCACCACCAACCGAACCAACUCCUCCAUAUGAAGAAACGGAAUCGACUAGCCGCCACAAUCACACCUACUCCACUCUCACUCAAGCCAUCGAUGACCCCGAAAUCCAACUCCCAUCAUUCCACGAACAUGAUCAUGGCGACGGGCCUACCACGUCCUUGAUUCCACGCGCUACCCCUCAAGAGCACUCACACUGCGAAGUGUGCGAGCGGAUCAUAAAUCGGCGAGAGAGACGACAAGCCCAUACAGACUGCUGUCGGAUAGUAGCCAUGGUAUUUGUGGUCAUGUUUGUGUGUAUGAUGAUACUGGGGAUAGUUAUAGCCAAGGCGGCAUCGAGACGGAAAUGAUGGGCACUUUGUCUUCAUUUCAGAGGAGUAUAUAAGCAUAUAUACUGGAGGAAUGACCCUUGGGUUGUUGUUGUACAAACAGGACGGAGUGAUAUCUAGUAGAGAGGAGCUUCGCUGGUUUGUGAACUUCCAUUUUCUACGCUGCCUGUGUCCGUGUUGGUAGAGAGUAGAUGUAAGAGGUAUCCAUCAAUGCUGAAGUAGUUCUCAUCCAUUUGCUAUUAGAACUAUAGUAGUUGGAAAUGUGUCUAGGAAAACCGUGAAGAAUGAAGCAGAGUUUUGUCUUCAUACUAGAAGAGUCGCUCCGAUCUGCGUUGUUUGCUGCACGCCAUCGCUAUCCUCCUACCUCUGCCCACACCAAUAUCAGAAUGCUCCCCAGAUUGCUGGAC
Molecule: messenger RNA, 785 nt
Organism: Aspergillus neoniger CBS 115656
Lineage: Eukaryota; Fungi; Ascomycota; Eurotiomycetes; Eurotiales; Aspergillaceae
Exons: 2
Coding region: 46-399 (117 amino acids)
Source: RefSeq, a predicted model, not a curated record